GUGGAGAAACUGGAGAAAGUAGAGUGACGCAGCGAAGGGAGUAAAUCGACCCUCAGCCAACAAGUGACAAAAGCCUGAAGAAAGUGAUCAAGAUCACUGAUGACCCCUCUCCCCAUCUCCAAGGGGGCGGGUAUCACAACCCCGACGCCACACCACACAUCAUUCAGCAAAACUCCUGCGCCUCCCACGCAGAACCGGGAAGAGGGAAGGCUGGGCAACAGUAACAGCUGGUACGCAGCACCCACAGCACCGCGGCAGCAGCUGGUACCGAAAUCCCGCCUAGCUCUUUUGACUCUGUCCGCGGGAAGAAUGAGGAAAUAGUAAGGCUGCGGCGCCUCCCGCGAGAAGAGGUACCUGAGGCUCGCGCCGCAGUCCCCCGCCGCACCGGCACCGGAGCUCCAAACCCCACUUCCGGGGUCAAGUCACCGCCGAGAAUCCUGUGAUUGCAGAAGGGUAGCCUCAGGUUCCGCCCCCAUCCAAGCCCCGCCUCCACUGCCUCUCGCCCUGUAUCAGGCAACUUCCAGGACGCCGUGCGUCACUAAGCAGCCAAUCUCCACUUCCGGACGCAUCCCGCCCCUUCUCCACCCCUUUCAGAGACAGCGCGAUUGCAAUUUAGGUUUCCGCGCAUUUAAUUGGCGAAGCUGGAGCGCUAGUCUUCGCUGAUUGGUGCCGGGGAAUCUGCCCCAUAGACACUCGCGGGGCGCGCAGUUUCAGUAGUCCGUGGGUUUCCCGCCAGCUGCAGUCUUGGACCAUAAUCAUGGUGGACAUGAUGGAGUUACCGAGGUCGCGCAUCAACGCCGGCAUGCUAGCUCAGUUCAUCGACAAGCCUGUCUGCUUCGUAGGGAGGCUGGAAAAGAUUCAUCCCACUGGAAAAAUGUUUAUUCUUUCAGAUGGAGAAGGAAAAAAUGGAACCAUCGAGUUGAUGGAACCCCUUGAUGAAGAAAUCUCUGGAAUUAUGGAAGUGGUUGGAAAAGUAACCGCCAAGGCCACCAUCUUGUGUACAUCUUAUGUCCAGUUUAAAGAAGAUAACCAUCCUUUUGAUCUUGGACUUUACAAUGAAGCUGUGAAAAUUAUCCAUGAGUUCCCUCAGUUUUAUCCUUUAGGGAUUGUGCAGCAUGAUUGAUCGUGAUGGAUUUUCAUACAAUUGCAAAUGAGCUAUAUUAAAGACUAUUAAAGGAAGCCCCUCUUGUUUGAGGGAGAGAUUUCUGUGCUUUCUCAUAUUUAAUUUACUCUUCUUAAGAUAUUCCAACCUAGAGUUUUUGAUGGAACUGAUAUAUUGACAGUUCUCACCUAAGUCCUUUUAUAAAGAAUUGCUACUCCAAUAUAUGGUCAGAUUAGAUGCAAGAAUAAAGCAGUUGUCUGAGUUUAGGUUUCUAUUUUAUUAAUAAAAACUAAAAUGGUACAUAC
Messenger RNA from Chlorocebus sabaeus (green monkey), 1407 nucleotides. It is a transcript of the gene RPA3, whose product is annotated as replication protein A3. The record is from RefSeq and is a predicted model, not a curated record. Gene Ontology annotation, cellular component: nucleus; DNA replication factor A complex; site of double-strand break. Gene Ontology annotation, biological process: nucleotide-excision repair; double-strand break repair via homologous recombination; DNA replication. Gene Ontology annotation, molecular function: damaged DNA binding; single-stranded DNA binding. NCBI's taxonomy places the organism in Eukaryota, Metazoa, Chordata, Mammalia, Primates, Cercopithecidae.